Molecule: messenger RNA, 5624 nt
Organism: Spizellomyces punctatus DAOM BR117
Lineage: Eukaryota; Fungi; Chytridiomycota; Chytridiomycetes; Spizellomycetales; Spizellomycetaceae
Exons: 11
Coding region: 183-5384 (1733 amino acids)
Biological process (GO): sister chromatid cohesion
Cellular component (GO): cohesin complex; nucleus; chromatin
Molecular function (GO): chromatin binding
Source: RefSeq, a predicted model, not a curated record
AAACGCAGCCAAGAUUCCAAGGGAUUCGAUUGCAAACACACAGCUACCGUCCUCUCCUUAAGGCUCCCUGGAGUUCAACACAGAGAAGACGAGCAAGUGCGGCUAUCCUUUUUCACUGCCAAGGACGAGUGAAACCGCAUUGAAGCCAUUCGAGUCUAAACCUUUUGUCCGCCAGGGCUGACAUGGACGCCAUGGAUGUCGAUGAUGGCUCUACUAGCCGUAAUGACGGAAACGAAGCUGAGACGGAGGGCACGGCGAAGCUGCGGCGUUCAACUCGUACAAGGUCUGCUCGAUCAGAUAUUUCCGCUGGGGCAGAAAACAUGUCCCAAGAAACACCCAAGGCAAGAAAAGUGGCGAGCGUCAAGCGCACGCCCCAGAACAAAGCUGACGACCAGAUCUUAAACCGAGAAAGCGAAGAGCCUGAUGAUGCAGAAGAGAACGUGGAACAGGAGGAAGGUGAUGAUGAAUCCGGAGGAAGCGAUGGCUCAGACGAUGAUGAUGAAACAUUUGGAAGAAGGCGAGGCAAGCCUCAGAGCGCAAAGAGUACACCCUCAAGACAGGCUACUAGGGGAGCAAGAGGACGCGGUAAAAACGUCACUGGAACCUCCGCUGCCCAAAAGAAACGGAAAAUAACGAAAGAUGCUGACGUCGAAGAAGGGUCGAUGUUCGAUAUCGUAAUGAAUCAUGCAAACGCCAUGGAAGGCCAGAUCUCUGAUUGGGUGGCUGAGUAUAAUGAGGAUAAAGUGCAUGCUCUGAUGGAUCUGGUCAAUUUUCUCAUUCAGUCUACCGGCUGUCCCGGGCGCAUUGAAGCGUCCGUAUUUGAAGACCAAGACAAUAUCACUGAUCAAUUGGAAGAACUCCAAAAGCAAUUUGAUGCGCAAACACAUCAAGAUUACCCUAUCAUAGCAAAGAGCCGGGGUCGAGGAGCAAACAAAUUCCGAAAGAAUUUUACUGACUUCUGGUCAAAAUGGAUGGCGCGCAUCCGACACAAUAUCUUAUUCGAUGACAACGGCUGGUGUCUUGAAGCGCUGGUCGUUUGGCUAGUCGCGAUGAGCUCUUCUGUCUUCCGUCCAUUUCGUCACACGGCGACUACUGUCGCCUUGGUGCUCCUCACAGGACUGUGUGAUAUUGCUAAGCAAGUCCAUAAUGAAUGGACGACGGCUAACCGACAGCUGAGUACAGAACAAAAAAAGAGUUCUUCUGGGCGUAAAAACCAGAAAGUGCAACAGUUGGAACAGCGAGUUGAGGCGCUUCAUGAUAAAAAGGUCAAACUGGAGACACAAAUGAAUGAUUUGUUCGACAGCGUGUUUGUACAUCGGUAUCGAGAUAGCGAUCCCGUUAUCCGAACGGAAUGCAUUCGAGAGCUUGGUCUGUGGAUAAUGAGAUUCCCAGAUAUGUACCUUGAUCCCCAAUACCUUCGCUAUCUGGGAUGGAUGUUGUCCGAUAAGAGUCCUACGGUACGUUUGGAGGCUCUUCGGUCGUUAUGUCGGUUAUAUGCUGUGGAGGCAAUGGCAUCAGGGCUGCGAGCUUUUACAGAGCGAUUUCGCCCGCGUAUGUUGGAAAUGGCACUCCGCGAGAAGGAAGUGGCCGUGCGAAUUGAGGCAAUUACAGCAGUGACACUCGUGGCAUCCGCUGGACUAUUGGAAGAUGACGAUCGUAAUUCUGUCUUGCCUCUCAUAUUCGACGAAGAUGCGAAAGUGCGGGGUUUACUCUCUAAAUUGGCCGAAGAUGUUUGGAAAGAAGAAUAUGUUGAACCGAAGAAGGAUGAACUAAAGUCAGGUCGAAUACGUCCCAAUGUGACAGAAGCUCAAAAUGGUUGGGCGGAAAUCAAGGCCCUUUGUCAAAUGCUGGUUCAUCUUGCAAAAACUCUCGACGAGCAAACCCGUAAGCGUGAUGCCGAGCGACGUGCAAAGCUUGCGACGGCGGCGCAAGAUCAAGGUCAGAGCGAAGCCCAGACUCUAGGGGAAACUCAAACUCAGUCACUCUUCACUGCGGAAUCUCAGAAUGCGAUGGAUCUUGAUGAAGAUAUAGACGAUGAAGAUGUUUCCGACGAGGCUCGAGACAAACAACAGCGAAGACGAUGUGACCGGUUAGAGCUCUUUCAGUGGCUUUCCAAGGACGAGAAGCCCGUGGAGAGUGUCAUUGGAUUUGGAACAGUAGAAGCAGCGGUUUCCGCGCUGUGGGGUCAUAUCAGCGUCUUGAAAGAUUGGCAGACCAUGUGCAACUAUCUCGCACAUGAUUUUACUGACGAAAACGAAGGGGCGUCGCAAGCGGUUUCCGCUGCCAACAGCUACAAUCCGAUUCGUCUCACAGAUGAGGAAGAAACUUGUCUUCUCUAUGUUGUGAAUGCGGUCUUAGCACGCAUUAUUUCUGAUGCACACAGUGCCGCAGAUCAUUCGAAGAAGAAGGGCACAGCGAAGCUAGAGGAUGUGCGGAUGGAGGUCAGCCGUGGUUUGAUAACCCAUUUGCCCAAAUUAUUGAAAAAAUAUGGUGGAGAAUACACCGGAGCGGGCCAGAGACGUGUAGUCGAAGUCGUGAUGAUGGUCAGACAUAUCGACAUUCGGAUAUACCUCGACAUGCGGAUGUUAAAGGCUUACGACUCACUGUUUGAUGAUUUGAGGAAAGCGUUCCUCAAGCAUUCUAGCGAGGACAUUCUAUCGGAAUGCGCUCAAACAUUUCGCUACUUGAUGGGUAGGGAGAAGGUCGAGCCCAGCGUGUCGGCGUCCGGCCGCCAACAGCGGGCUACAAAUUCCAACGCGGUGGAAGCAGAUGACGCUUCAGUGGCAAGUUUGCACAUCACCACGAAGCAGAAGGUCGAAGAGCUCGUGGAGGAGGUGAUCGGCACCCAGGUCGCUACCAAACUGAGAGACAUAGAGGAGAGCAUCAAGAACGGUGUUGAUGUCAAUUUGGACACCUUAUAUGCGCUCCGUAAUGCAUUGCGGAGGCUUGGGCAGCUUUGGAAUAUGUUGGAUUUGGGUGGAUUGGGUGCGAUAAUCAAGGCUGAUGAUUUGCGGUGGAACGGGCUUUUCGAGCUGCUGAAUGGCGUUUUGAACGCAAGCUUGACGAUUGUGACCAAUAGGGCAGAAACCCUUCGCGCUAAUGAAUCAGAUCCCAACGGAAGCUUACCCUCGGAUGAAGCUGCGAAUGCUUUGGAUGAUAUUAUUCAAACAGCGUUGCAUGUAAUGUGUCUCGAUGUGGCGUGGGAACUCAGGAAGGCUUUCACCACCGCCAUCGAAUCCACCGCAGAGUCAGAAGUGAUCGAUAAUCACGAGGCCGUUCCUACCGAACCUGUAAAUAUAUCACCGGAACAAGCGGAAACAUUCUUGAAAGUGUUCAAAGAAAAAUGCGAUCGUCUUAUGCCGAUUGCGGAAGCCAUCAUAGUCGAAAACGAGCGGGAAUGGAUUCAGUUUCGAAUUGGGAUCAAACUGAGCGCGUUCAAAGUUUUGACCUACAUGUACUUAAUGCUGAAUGGAGAUGCGGCUGUCGUGUUCCCUGAGGUCGCGCGGCAUCCUCCAGAAGAUGUGCAGGACGGAUCUGUGGAUGUGCUCGUGAGAGUUGUUGAUGCUUUAUCCCUCGAUAUUGCUACCGACCGGAAAAAAGCCGGCGAUGACGAUAUCCGUACACUGAAUGCGGAUCAAACGGAGGUAGCACGUCACGAAGUCGCUAAGUUGAUAGCCGAUCUUGGACGACUGAUAGUGCAUGGGCUUUACGACGGAAAGUAUUCCGUGAUGCUUUUGAAGUAUGUGGGGGUGGGUGAUGACGAGCGCUACAUCCACGCCGUCGAAAAUGGAAAGAUUUUCGUUUCAAUGUUUGGAACCAUUUGGGAUGGGUUAGCGGAGGAAUGCGUAAAAGAUGUUAUUGGAAUGCGAAUCAAGGUUGCUGCCGAGGAGGUCAUCGACGAAGAGAGUGAUGAACCUAUGCAAAAUCGAUUGAAAUUGUUCAAGAGGGUCACUAUAAAGGCUGCUGAGGUGGUGUUUGAGGGGCUGAAGCAGUCUUGCGAUAUUUAUUUCCGCUCCCACGUAUCUGGCAUCGAUGCCGCUCUAAGUUUAGCAAAGAUUCUUAUUGACAUCCUUAAAGCCUGGCCCGAUAUCGUUCAAACUUCGCCGAAGCUUCGAGUAGUGCAUGGUCUCGUUGUCGAGACGCUACUUGACUUGCUGAAACGCGGGGGGGACGAAAUGGUUCGGCGGGUAGAGGAAUGGGCUGUCAUUCAUGGCGGCAGUGUGGGCGACGACGAGCUGCUGCUUCUUCGACCUCGGGACGUUCGUAAGACACUACAUGAAAUCAAUGAAGGUUGGAGAGUUUGGGGUGCUGUUGGAGGCACUGUUCAGCAGAUUGUGCACGAGCUUGGAACUUUGAAGCGGGGAAAUGAUAUGAAUGGAGACGAUGAGAUUAUUGAAAGCGUUGAGGACGUGGUGGAACACAUUUCUCAGCAGUUGCGUGCCAAAGGAUUCAAGCCAGGCGAGUCGGAUAAAGAUUGGCAAGGUUACUGGGGUUUCGUCAAAGCCCUAGAGAAGGGUGACUCGUCGACGAAACGACGAGGUCGCAAGGCAAAGGCAGUUGUUAGUCGCGAGGGAACCCCCGAGACUGCAACAGCUAAGCCUAGGCAAAAGCGUGCGUCAAAAGCCCACAAAGGUGACGAAUUAGACAAAGACUCGGAUGCGACGCCUAAAGCUAAAAAGGCGCCUCGUGGUCGACGCAAGAAAGCCAGGGAAGAUGACGGUGAAGAAGACGAAGAAGAGGCGGUUACAGCUGCUCCUAGGCGCCGGUCGACUAGAGCUUCCACUAGUGCCAGGAAGACAUCCUACAGGGAGAUUGAUGAAGAGGAAGACGAAGAAGGUGUGAUACAAGAUGAUCAGGAAGAGGAGUUCGACGAAGCAGAAGAAGCCGACGUGCCGUUGAUGACAACACCCGCUAAGGCGCCUGCUAAAGACGUGAAUGCCACACCGCGAACAACUCCCAAAGCCACCUACAAGAAACGCCAUACCCGUACGUCGGCUGGCAGCACGCGUAGCUCACGCGCAAAUACUCCAGAGGAAGAAGACCAAGUGACUCCGAAAGCCAAACCACCACCCCGAAAUCUCAAGAAGCCCAUUCAGGGCUUGAGUAACGAGGAGGAAGAUCGCUCCUCCCCUGAGCUACCACAGGCCAUCGAGGGACGACAGACGCGGGGCCAAAAACGUGGACGGGUCGAACCGCCGCGAACACCUGCCCGUAAUCAAAAGCGUGUGCAAAGAUCUAGCGCUGAUUCCGAGGGUCAAGUGCAAGAUGAAACAAACAAAGAAAACGAAGGUGCGAUUGAGUCUUUGCAAGAGAGAGCCAUGAGUGAUGAUGGGUUUGUGAGUUCGCCUGAGAUAUUGGCGAAGAAGAGAGUUCGGGUUGCAUAAACCUGCCAUAUUAUAUAAAUGUGGACGUUAUAUUGCGCGUCUGUCUUUUUUUCACAAUUACGAAAUUGGGUAACAUUUUGAAGGGCUGAGGUUGAUGCUAUCGCAAUGUGACUUUCUGUUUUUUGAUAGUGUAGACACGCCAUUUGUUGUUUUGCUGUUUUUUGUUUUUGUUUUUUGCUGUAUUUAAUUCUUUUUACAAAGGAAGAGAAAUGAAUGUAUAUGGGGUACUAUCACACGCCA